AUGCAACGUAAAAGUGUCAAAUCGCAGCCAACUCAAGUUGAACUACGACAGCAAUUCAUCUUGAAAUCCAUCGCUGCGUUUCGAGACAAUCGACAAGCUGCUUUUGCAGAGAAUCGGUUGACGGAAGAUGAAAUAUUCAUGAAAUCAUGGGACGAUAUGGACACUAGUACUGUACCUAUGGACUCCCACUCGAUUCAAUCAACUCAAUUACUCGCAACAUCCAUCAUCAAGUCCAUGAAAUCGGAUCUGCACCAAGAACCAACUGUGCUCUGCCCUGUAUGCAAAUCUUGCUUUUUGAGAGAAGAGUAUGGCUUCAUUUUUUGCAACUGGGACUGUGGAUUGUGUUUUGCUGCUGAUCUCGCCUCAUUGAAAGAUAUGAAGGAGGAACUGGACCUCUUCUUGCAUCAUAAUCAGCCAACGAACGAAGAUGACGAGGAUGAAGAGCCCAGUGCUUGUGCAAACCCACAUGGAUAUCCAUGGUGGCCUUGUCUGGUGCUCGACGCUAAGCUUGAAGCCGAUCUCCCGGUCCAUAUCCGAAAAAAGAAGCGUGGCAAAGAUGUGAUCACUUGUUAUCAUUUCGGAGAGGCCGGUGACGUCGCCUGGUACAGGCCGUCUGAUAUGCGAGAGUACGAAGACUUCAAACCUCAAGUUUUGGCCAAGAGACCUAAAUUAAAACUAUGGGCUGAAGCUUAUGCUCAAUCGGAGCGUUCUGACGCUUUAACUUUAUUUGACAAGCGAUGGGAAGGCCGUUUUACGAUUGUUCCUGCGCCUGCUAGUAACAGUAAGAAGGCCGCUGCUGCUACUAGUAGUGUUGCUACUGGUAGUGGUUUAUUGCAUGAGGAAGAAGACGAUGAGAUAUUGUGGGAAGGUGAAAACGUUCCUUCCUAUACACCUAUAUCAUCAAAGAGCAGUAAGAAGCGGCCUGAAGAAGCAAUCGAUCUAGAGAAACAGACUCCUAGCAAGAAAAAAUUCAAGAAGGAGAAGUCUGCUGAGGAAGACUCUGUCGAUGCCACGAUUGAUUCGAAGACAAUGGAGCAGAUCAUCAGGACAGGAAAGCUCGAUACCAAAACUGCAACCUUUCUGAAUGAUAUGGCUCGCCAUGCUAAAGAGAAUUCAUAUUCUCCAUAUUCGAAAUUCAGAGUCGGUGCAGCACUACUGCUAAAGUCAGGCAAAAUCUACAUGGGAUGUAAUGUGGAAAAUGUAUCGUUUGGAGCUAGUAUCUGUGCAGAGCGUACAGCUGUUGUGAAGGCAGUUUCAGAAGGACACCGGGACUUUAUUGCCAUCGCUGUUGCAUCAGAUCUAGAAGACUAUAUAACACCAUGUGGAAUCUGUCGGCAAUUUAUCUGUGAAUUUGGAAAGAACAUCAUCAUUCAGCUUACAAAGUUGAAUGGUCAGUAUAAGACCAAGAGUAUUGAUGACUUGUUACCUGGUGGUUUUACUAGUUUGACGUAA
This is a messenger RNA of Synchytrium microbalum, 1452 nucleotides long. RefSeq names its product cytidine deaminase (gene CDD1). The coding region runs from base 1 to 1452 and encodes 483 amino acids. The record is from RefSeq and is a predicted model, not a curated record. NCBI's taxonomy places the organism in Eukaryota, Fungi, Chytridiomycota, Chytridiomycetes, Synchytriales, Synchytriaceae. Gene Ontology annotation, molecular function: zinc ion binding; cytidine deaminase activity. Gene Ontology annotation, cellular component: cytosol. The transcript is spliced from 9 exons.